This is a messenger RNA of Neltuma alba, 1235 nucleotides long. RefSeq names its product DNA replication complex GINS protein PSF2-like. The transcript has 10 exons. The record is from RefSeq and is a predicted model, not a curated record. Gene Ontology annotation, cellular component: nucleus; GINS complex. Bases 248 to 916 code for a protein of 222 amino acids. Gene Ontology annotation, biological process: double-strand break repair via break-induced replication; DNA replication. NCBI's taxonomy places the organism in Eukaryota, Viridiplantae, Streptophyta, Magnoliopsida, Fabales, Fabaceae.
GAAAUUCUCCAUAGCUUGUGUUAUUAGGGAAGAAGGGGAAAGGCAACUUCGCCACUGUGAUAUAUUGCCAUACUUUAGUUUCUUGCAGAAUUAUUAGUGGAGACUAAAAAGAUCAGAGAAGAAGACAGCGGGAAGCAAUAGAGACGAAAACUCAUAACGGAGAAGAUUGGGAAGACAAAGCAAACAAUUGGAAGUUUCUUAAAGAAAGUGCGCCCGGAAGAGUCGAACCCUUUUGGAUUCAAAAAAGAUGGCUGGACAAUCUGAUCCUCACUUCUCUCUGUUUUCAGCUGAAGAGCUUGAAUUUGUAGCUGAGGAUGACAUGGUUGAGAUUGUACCCAAUCUCAAAAUGGAUGCUCUCAACCUGAUAAGUGGAGAUUUUGGUCCAUUUGCCCCACAAAUAGCUACUCAAGUGCCGUUGUGGUUGGCUGUGGCUUUGAAGAGGAGAGGAAAAUGCUCUAUUCGCCCUCCUGAAUGGAUGUCAGUUGACGGCAAAGAGGGGAAGAGAGUGAAGAGGUCUACGAAUAAUUUAACUCAAGUUCUGGAGGCUGAGCGAGAAUCUCAGGAAAUGUCUGAAAAAUUACCAUUUCAUUAUGUAGAAAUCUCAAGACUUCUCUUUGAUCAUGCACGCGAUGACAUUCCUGAUGUAUAUAUGGUGAGAUCUCUAAUUGAGGACAUACGAGAUGUAAGAUUUCAUAAAGUAAGGACCGACUUAGAGGCAUUCAAUGGUCGUACAAUUGCUGUCAAGAUUAAGAAUUUGUCGGCAAUGGAGGUGAAUAUUGUUCGCCCAUUUAUUAGAAGAGCUUUGCAGGCAUUCUGUAAGCAUGAUAGUCCAGAGUUGAUACCAGAACCAGAGAGAGUGGCUGACAAACGCCCACAAUUAGUCAACAAUGCUCCGAGAAGGCAACUACGACGAUGACAAUCUACAUCUCAUCAAAUAUCAUAACCUAUGGUAUGUGGCUGGCUUUGAGGUGCUUAUAUCUGAAGGUGUCUUUACAGUGACAUUUACCACUGUUCAUCAUGUAUUGGUACCUUGAGCUGACUCUUAAUAGAUUAUCUCUAAAAUUCUCAUUAUUGUUAAGAAUCAAAACAUACUUUCUUGACAACUAACACUUAUGUAUGCUCCUUCUGUUAUGUAGUCAUACUUCGUAUGCUCAUCAUUGGUAAUACAAAAUGAGCUUUGCUGCUCUAAAAUGUUCUCAUCAUUGUUAAGAAUCUAUGAACAUUUGAAGGAUGAA